UGCCGUCUCUGUAGAUCACGCACCUUUCUGGCUUUCAGCAACCCCCCUUUUCACCUCUACUCUCCUCUCCUCUCCCCGAGACCGAGACACCGAGACUGAGUCCGUGUGUGUGUGUGUGUGUGUGUGUGUGUGAGUGAGAGAGAGCAGAGCAGAGCAGCGGCUUCACCGGAGGCCUUCUCCCGUCGGAGGUUGCUGAUUCUUUCUUGCUCAGAGAACAAAUCAACAAUGUGCAGUCAGGUGGCUUGGUUCUGAGAAGAAUUUGGGGGGAGGAAACACGGCUAAUGCCGAAUAUGUUCGGGUUCUCGAGGAGCCGGAUGAGGAUCGGAAGAUCGAAAGGGCACUCAACAGAUCCUUUGGACAGCUCUAAGAGUCCUUCAGGGCUUGUGAAGCACCUCAGCCUGCCUAAUCACCCACCUUUGUUUCAGGGGGAUGACCAAAUUACAACGUCAGUGAGUGGCCGUGUAGAUGAUCUCGCCUUCCGUUGCUCAUCUGACACAUAUGAUCUCGACGACCGCGCUUUGGUUAGCUCACGGAACUGGGCUGUCCUUUCUACAGAGGGCAGUAGACCAUCACCGCGUUUUGCGCAUGCAGCAGCCCUUGUAGGGAGCAAAAUGGUAGUGUUUGGUGGCGAUUCUGGUGAUCAAUUGUUGGAUGAUACAAAGAUAUUGAAUUUAGAGAAGCUUACAUGGGACUCUGUAGCUCCUAAGGUCCGUCCAUCGCCAAACAGACGUCCGUCAAAGUUGCCAGCCUGCAAAGGUCAUUGUCUGGUCCAAUGGGGGAACAGUGUUAUUCUUGUUGGCGGUAAAACUGAACCUGCAUCCGAUCGUUUAGCAGUGUGGACUUUCAAUAUGGAAACAGAGGUUUGGUCACUUAUGGAAGCCAAGGGUGAUAUCCCUGCAGCUCGGAGUGGCCACACGGUGACCAGAGCAGGUGCUACAUUGAUACUUUUUGGUGGUGAGGACACAAAAGGAAAGAAACGACACGACCUUCACAUGUUCGACCUGAAGUCAUCAACAUGGCUACCUUUGAACUAUAAAGGCUCUGGACCUUCUCCAAGAUCCAAUCAUGUAGCUGCACUAUAUGAAGAUAGGAUCCUUCUGAUUUUUGGAGGCCACUCAAAAUCCAAGACCCUGAAUGAUCUGUUUUCUUUGGAUUUUGAGACAAUGGUAUGGUCAAGAGUGAAAAUCCAUGGUCCUCAUCCAACACCUCGAGCCGGUUGCAGUGGAGUUCUAUGUGGAACUAAGUGGUACAUUGCUGGCGGUGGAAGCAAGAAAAAACGGCAUGCAGAAACCUGGGCUUUUGAUGUUGUAGAAUAUAAGUGGUCGGUAUGUGUAGUACCCCCUAGUUCCUCGAUUGCUACAAAGAAAGAUUUCAGUAUGGUUCCUUUGUACCACAGGGACAAAAUUGUUCUUGUUGCUUUUGGAGGAAACAGAAAGGAGCCAUCCGACAAGGUUGAAAUAUUGGUGGUACUGCAAAAUGAACAUUCUUUUAGCAGGCGGUCUGCACCAGAUGUAGAUCCUUUACUAUAUGAAUACUCUCCGAGCACCAAGGAGCUUGCCAGCCAUCUUAACAACUGUGCUCCUUUGUAUUCCAAUAGUUCUGUUGCAAGGCACAGUCUCGCUUCUACGGUAGAACACCCACCUAGAAGGGAAUUACUCUCUGAGCCAUUGUUACAGAAUCCAAAUUUGGGCGCUUCACUCCACAGGCAGUUCCAUCAAUCAGAAGCGUGCAGUUUAGCCCAAAAACUGCAGAAACCGAUCGACGAUGACAAGUACGAUGACACUGAUGAUUGUUCUUCAUGUCAAGCAAGCACUCCAAAAGAGUAUCGAAGCAAGAGAACUGGAACUGAUGCUCAGAUUAACAUGGCCAGAAUUUUAUCCAGCAAGGAAGAAAAUCUGGAGACCACGGGAUCAAGUGCAAGAAGGAUAGCAAGAUGCUCUUCAGACAUUAGUCAUCUAUACAAUACAAAAAUAGUAGACUUGAUCAAAAGAAGCUCUGCACUUGAAGACCAGCUUGCGACUGCCUUGGUGAGCAAAGAACAGGCGGAGAAGAAUUUAUCGUCGGUCAUCAACAGCAGGGAGCAGCUGGAAAGGAGGCUUGCCAAUAAGGAAAAAGAAGCUGAGAUGCUGAAGGAGAAGAUAGCAGGCUUAGAGUUGGCACAAGAGGAGUCAAACAACCUCUCGAACACCGUUCAUGCCGAUAAUGUGCGUCUGGAACGUGAAGUGGCAUUCUUGAAGGCCAUUACAGAUGAGACUCAAAAGGAACUCCAUUCGACCCGCCGAGUUUUAGCGGGAGAACAGUCGAGGGCAUUCCAGCUCCAGGUUGAAGUGUUCCAUCUCAAACAACGGUUGCAGAUGGAAGGAAGAGCGGGAACGCCAAAGAACCCUCCUGUUUAAUCCAUAGUAAGCAACAAAGAGCAAAGUGUGUUUAGUUCAUAUGUUUACAUCUCUGGAAUAAUAGUGGUUGUGUGUUUGUAACAUCGUCUUGUACAUCAAUUUGUUACAGGAGUGGAGUGUAUAUGUAAUAACAGGGUUCGGUUAACCAUUCUGUUACAUGAACUGAUACAGAUUUGUAAUUUGGCUGAGAUUUUGUGUGCAGUUGAUGAAUUUAGAACAGUUUGCUCA
Oryza sativa Japonica Group (Japanese rice) is the source of this 2624-nucleotide messenger RNA. RefSeq names its product tip elongation aberrant protein 3. Gene Ontology annotation, molecular function: protein binding. The record is from RefSeq and is a predicted model, not a curated record. Lineage: Eukaryota; Viridiplantae; Streptophyta; Magnoliopsida; Poales; Poaceae.